ACUACACGGCGGCCCUGGGGAGUCCAGCCGCCGGGGCGGUGACUCUUACAUACAGUACAGUGCUGCCUUUUUGGAGAUGUCCUCGAGUUUUCCGUCCUGGACGGCAAUGCAGCCGGUUUGAAUGCUCGCAAUGCUGGAGGAGCUCGGCAGGCCAGGCAGCAGCGGUGGAAAAGAGUAAACAGUCCAUGGUUUGGAUCCGAGACCCGUCCUCAGGACCGAGGAUGAGGGGAAAUAAUAACUUGGAGCAAGAAGCUAGAAAGAAUGCCUUCAAAACGAAAAGCAACUGGUCGCAAAAAUAAUUCACUGGACUUAAAGAAACAUGAAAAACUUCAGGCUUUUCUAAAGGAUUUUGACAUUGAAGUUGAACGGCGGAAAAGAGAGAUGGAGAAAGCUUUGAACAAUAUGCUUAUUACAGUAGAAGCACAUUACAGUCGAGCAAUUAUGAAACUUCCAAUGGCUGUGAGACAAAUGAAUUAUUUGGAGUACCUUGCUAUGGGUGGAAGUGCAGAGGCGGUGGCUGCAGCUGAACAAAAACGUAUUAAUGCUGCCUGUUUAGAAGUUGAAGCCAUUGAAUCCGAGAUCCUGAAAGAUGCUGCACAACUGAAGACUACAAGAAAACGUAAACAAAAAGCAAAGCUUGCCAAUGACUCAGUUGUAAACGAGAGUGAAAAUGUUUCUCCAGCAGCCAAAAUGCUACGGAAAGCUAAGCAUGGCGUUACCUUCUCAGCUAAAAAUAGACCUCCGUGUACCACAAAUGGUCGGACUAGAAGGACAAGUCGAAACAAAGGACUCAGCUCUACAAAUACUUCUGACAUUUGGGGACCCACGCCGCUGAUAACACCCAAGUUUAAUCCACGACUUCCAAAGACAGCAACUCGUGCGCGGAAAAUAGGGGAGCGUGUAUUUAGUUUCACAGGAAGCCCACUUGCUGAUCCCACAGAAAUGAUAAUCAGUGUUCCAACUGGGGAUGGACAGAGCAAACAAUUUAUAGCCAGCAAAAUUACCAGCACAGAUUUAAGUCAACUGGAUGACCACACACUUAAAUCUUUUGAACAACUAUCACAUAAACUCAAUGAAGUGAUGAAGAUGAGAAAGUGAAAACAAAGUUGACAAAAUAUAAUUCAUGUGACUUGUUUGAAAUUUGACAUAUGAUUUGUAGUAAAUAAACAUUUAUUAAUAAACAUUAUGGAUUUUGC
Hypanus sabinus (Atlantic stingray) is the source of this 1196-nucleotide messenger RNA. RefSeq names its product cell division cycle associated 8 (gene cdca8). The record is from RefSeq and is a predicted model, not a curated record. Gene Ontology annotation, biological process: mitotic sister chromatid segregation. The coding region runs from base 262 to 1098 and encodes 278 amino acids. Lineage: Eukaryota; Metazoa; Chordata; Chondrichthyes; Myliobatiformes; Dasyatidae. The transcript is spliced from 11 exons. Gene Ontology annotation, cellular component: chromosome passenger complex; spindle midzone; chromosome, centromeric region.